AUGUCGGCGCAGUGCUAUAUGCCACUUCCACUCGACACAAAUUUGGUUUACCCUUACUUCUUCUCUUCAGAUGAUGCCCCCUCGCCCUCCGGGAGAGGGGGUACUCAAUUCAUAGAUGAUACUCCUCAAUCAAGUACCUUUUCGAACAGUGCAUCAAGUCCACAUGAUCGCUACAACCUGGCAAACCCUCUAUCGCCUUCCACAUUUUCUCCCACUUCUUCAUCAUCUGACGCAAUCUCAGAUGACUCCUUUACAAACCCUCAGAGCUACAAAUGCGAGCUUUGCCCUCGAGAGUUUCCUAGGCUGAACUAUCUUCGUCGUCAUCAAAAGAGCCACGAUGGACCUUUCCAGUGUGAUCAUUGUCAUAAGGACUUCGAGAAACGGAGGACAUGGAGGAAUCAUCAACGGGUACACAAUCCGUUCCACAAAACAAUUGCUUGUACAAGGGAGAACUGUCACAGGGUAUAUCAAAGAGUAGCAGACUACAAUCGCCAUGUUGAAUUUGGACAUGGAAAUAGGAAGCACGAGAAGCAUUAUUGUGGUCCAGAGUACAUGGGAUCUAAGGACAGCAAUAUUCCAAAGGCGGGAACAACUCCGAUGCGAAAGGGUGGCACUCUGAUCCAGUUCGACACAACAACACAACCACUUAGCCAGACACCAGAGCGCCGACAGCAGGAACCCUUUUCACCUCCAUCAACGACAGUAACCGAUGACACAGGAGAAGCAGAGCUGAAUCUGGUACGGCUUCUUCACACCACUGCGGGCAAUUCUCAAACUGUCUUCCUUGGCGAUGCGAGACCUGAGAUCGAGUAUCUUCCACCCAACUUUGCUCUUCCUGAAGGGUCUCCGAUGGCCCCUUUCUACAAUGAUACCAGUGCACUUGGAAUCUUUGAACUACCAUCACUGGAUCACAGAUUUGGAAUGGACAACAGUUUUGAUGGCAUCGAGAUGAACGGUUUCAACAUGCCCUUCGAAGCGCAGAUGAACCUCUACCAGGUCCCUGCUCCACUGCUGGCGGAUGGCUAUUAUCCAGACAACACCAUUCUUUUCAAUAAUAUUGCCGCCGAUCUCGACCAGGGAGGGGCGGACGUGGCAAUGAGGAUGAGUUGUACCUACGGCGGAAGCUAUUGA
This is a messenger RNA of Exophiala aquamarina CBS 119918, 1131 nucleotides long. RefSeq lists its product as uncharacterized. The record is from RefSeq and is a predicted model, not a curated record. Lineage: Eukaryota; Fungi; Ascomycota; Eurotiomycetes; Chaetothyriales; Herpotrichiellaceae. The transcript has 3 exons. The coding region runs from base 1 to 1131 and encodes 376 amino acids.